Pararge aegeria (speckled wood butterfly) is the source of this 1142-nucleotide messenger RNA. RefSeq lists its product as uncharacterized. The transcript is spliced from 3 exons. Gene Ontology annotation, molecular function: nucleic acid binding. Lineage: Eukaryota; Metazoa; Arthropoda; Insecta; Lepidoptera; Nymphalidae. The record is from RefSeq and is a predicted model, not a curated record. The coding region runs from base 147 to 1142 and encodes 331 amino acids.
ACUUCAACUCAGUUGUGCGCGCGGCCCUAUGUGUGCGUGCGCUUGUAAAUAUACAACUUUCAUUCGUGUGGCAGUGACGCGGCAGUCGUCGUUCGAGCAAGACGUGUUCCUAUCGCUUUUUCUUACGGGUACAGUCGUUUACGAAAAUGUCUAGUUCUUCACGGAAAAAAUGUUUAAGGAGUCAGACUCGAGAAACCAUUGCUAAGGUAUACGAAUUUCUGAAAAUAGAUGCGAGAGAUAUAUUGGAACUAGUAAGUGAUCCAGUUUGCAGUGCAAGUCCAAUUUUAAUAUCGAAACUAAGUGAACAUUUAAAUAGCGUACGGAAAAGAACAGCAAUGGCAGUGGGGGUAUCAGAGAGAACAGUUACUAAUAUAUUGGCUGAAGGAAAAGAAUCUGACUCUAAGUUUAAAUCUCCGCAUAAAGACCGUAAAAAACGUUUAAAGAAGUUAGAAUUAGACAACUUUAACGUUGAUGUUAUACGUUCCACUAUUCAAAAUUACCAUUUAGAACAUCGUGAGUUACCUACCUUGCUAAAGUUGAAAAGAAUAUUUCAAGAUAAACUUAACUAUGAUGGAAGUAUUUCGACUCUGCGUACAGCUUUGUUAAAGUUGGGAUACAAAUGGCGAAAAACUGUGGAUAACAGACGUGUUAUUAUAGAGCGGCAUGACAUCCAAAAACUACGAUUUUCCUACCUAAAAAAUUUACUCAGAUACCGUCAAGAAAAUCGGUGUAUCGUAUAUACAGAUGAGAGCUAUAUCUUAACUAAUCAUGUUCAAAACAAAGGAUGGGGUAAUAAAGAUGGACCACCUUUAAAGAGAAACCUGUCGAAAGGACAAAGAAUUAUCAUUGUGCAUGCUGGUUCAGAACAAGGUUUCGUACCUAACGCACUAUUGACAUACAAAGCAAAUAGUGUUUCUGGUGAUUACCAUUCUAACAUGAACGCGGAAAACUAUGAAAAGUGGCUAAAAGAACGUCUAGUACCGAAUCUUCCACCUAACUCUGUGGUUGUGCUUGAUAAUGCCUCAUACCAUAACGUUCAAAAUGACAGAGUAUACAGGAGGGGACAUAAUUUAGCAAUGGGCAGAUGGGAGGACAGUGAUUCUAGUCCUCGAAUCACUAUGACGUUAAAAAGCCCCGGAUAA